This is a messenger RNA of Nestor notabilis (Kea), 356 nucleotides long. RefSeq names its product calcium-dependent secretion activator 2-like. NCBI's taxonomy places the organism in Eukaryota, Metazoa, Chordata, Aves, Psittaciformes, Psittacidae. The transcript is spliced from 2 exons. The record is from RefSeq and is a predicted model, not a curated record. Gene Ontology annotation, biological process: synaptic vesicle exocytosis; positive regulation of exocytosis; dense core granule exocytosis. The annotation marks the transcript as partial. Gene Ontology annotation, cellular component: glutamatergic synapse.
AGAAAAUUCCCGAAAUUUGUAACAAGAGAAAUGGAGAACACAUACAUUGAAGAGUUGCGGUCCUCAGUGAACUUGCUGAUGGCAAAUUUGGAAAGUCUUCCUGUGUCUAAAGGUGGGCCAGAAUUUAAACUGCAGAAGUUAAAGCGAUCACAGAAUUCUGCGUUCUUGGACAUAGGAGAUGAAAAUGAGGUUCAGCUGUCGAAGUCUGAUGUGGUCCUCUCCUUUACAUUAGAGAUUGUUAUAAUGGAGGUCCAAGGUUUAAAGUCAGUCGCUCCCAAUCGAAUCGUCUACUGCACCAUGGAAGUGGAAGGGGGAGAGAAGCUUCAGACAGACCAAGCAGAAGCUUCCAGGCCACA